Crotalus tigris (Tiger rattlesnake) is the source of this 3681-nucleotide messenger RNA. It is a transcript of the gene CDH8, whose product is annotated as cadherin 8. The record is from RefSeq and is a predicted model, not a curated record. Gene Ontology annotation, biological process: synaptic transmission, glutamatergic; multicellular organism development; homophilic cell-cell adhesion. The transcript has 13 exons. Lineage: Eukaryota; Metazoa; Chordata; Lepidosauria; Squamata; Viperidae. Gene Ontology annotation, molecular function: cadherin binding; calcium ion binding. Bases 819 to 3212 code for a protein of 797 amino acids. Gene Ontology annotation, cellular component: catenin complex; plasma membrane; adherens junction.
CUUGCUGCUGCUGCUGCUCCUGCCGCUGCACCCGCCGCCGCCGCCGGAAAGCCUCGCGCCGACAGACGAAGCAGCCGCUGCCCUGAGGAAAAGAAAAGCCGGGAAGGGGGGGCUUAAAGCCGCAACUCCGCCGCCCUUCGAGAGAGCCCGAGGCAGCCCCCGGCCAGGGAGCCUCCGAAAGUGAGGCGGGAGCGCCCGAGCCCCCGAAAGGAGAAGGAGGAGGAGGCGUCGGAGGCGUCCAGGGGAGAAGAGCAACACUUGGGCGUCCGCGAAGCCACCGCCGACGCCAAGAGGCAGGUGGGCUGGCAGCGCUCGGGCAAGCUCGCCCGGACUGGCCCCUGUUCGCCUCCCUUGGACCAAAGGAGCGGGGAAGGCGACGCCGGGUCGACGAGGCUUCCUUCCUCCCCCCCCCCCCACCUCUCCGCCGCCGUCCCAAGCUCGGGAAGCGAACCGGGUGAUCCUGGGUUGAGCUGCCGUCUUUCUUUCCCCUCCCUCCGCCCCGGAGUGGGACUUAGCUGGAGGUUUUCCUCGCCUUCGAGCCGGGAAGCGAAGCAACCCCCUUGAAGAGCGAACAGGAUGGAACCAUUCCAAAGCCAAAAGAAACAUGGAUGCCAACAGGCAUCUUUGAAGAUAAUAAAUUCCAAUGGAGGGUGUUUCUACCAUCUAAUCAGUCUCUACUUAUGCUUAUAUUGGUCUAAAAACAUGACGGAACUGUAAGUAAAUCUUCCUUGCCGCAUGAUGACUCGGAUCACUAUAAUCUGGAAGGAAGCAGAAUAAUUGUGUCGUCUUCCGUGGUGAUUUGCUUAGUGUGUGGAACAAUGCCAGAAGGACUAGCAGAAAUGCUUAUGGAUACAUGGGCUCCAUUAGUAAUAUUAUGGAUUACUGCAUUUCCAUCUAUAUACAUGGCUCCAAUGAAUCAUUCUCAAGUACUACCCAGUAGAUCCAGCAGAGGACUAAGUGAACUCAAUGAAGAACAAAGAGUGUUGAACCGUUCGAAGAGAGGCUGGGUAUGGAAUCAAAUGUUUGUGUUAGAAGAAUUUUCUGGACCUGAACCAAUAUUAGUUGGACGGCUACACACGGAUUUGGAUCCAGGAAGUAGCAAGAUCAAGUACAUCUUGUCAGGUGAUGGUGCUGGGACUAUCUUCGUGAUCAAUGACAAGACAGGAGACAUCCACGCUAUGAAAAGACUUGACCGGGAAGAAAAAGCAGAGUACACGUUGACUGCUCAGGCAAUCGAUAGGGAUACAAACAAACCACUGGAGCCUCCUUCGGAAUUCAUUAUUAAGGUCCAAGAUAUCAAUGACAACCCACCAGAAUUUGUAGAUGGCCCAUAUCAUGCGACUGUUCCAGAAAUGUCUCUUGUAGGUACAUACGUUACUAAAGUGACAGCUACCGAUGCAGAUGAUCCUGUUUAUGGAAACAGUGCCAAGCUGGUGUACAGUAUUUUGGAAGGACAACCUUAUUUUUCAGUUGAGCCACACACAGCUAUCAUCAAAACUGCUCUUUCAAACAUGGACCGGGAAGCCAAAGAGGAAUAUACUGUGGUCAUCCAAGCAAAGGAUAUGGGUGGACACAUGGGUGGACUCUCUGGAACCACCACAGUGACUAUUACGCUGACUGAUGUCAAUGACAAUCCUCCAAAGUUUGCACAAAGUUUGUAUCAUUUCUCAGUAUUGGAAGACAUUGCUGUCGGCGAAGCAAUAGGAAGGGUCAAAGCGAAUGACCUGGACAUUGGUGAGAAUGCAAAGUCAUCCUAUGACAUUAUUGAAGGAGAUGGAAUGGAUAUCUUUGAGAUCACCUCUGACUCUCUGGAAGGAAUUAUUAGAUUAAGAAAGCCCUUGGAUUUUGAGACCAAAAAUUCAUAUACACUGAAGGUAGAAGCAACUAAUGCCUAUAUUGAUCCACGUUUCAUCAGCAUGGGACCCUUCAAGGAUACGGCAACAUUAAAAAUUGUAGUGGAAGAUGCUGAUGAACCCCCAAUUUUUUCAUCACCAACGUAUCUACUGGAAGUGCAUGAAAAUGCUGCUAUUAACUCCGUGAUUGGUCAGGUGACCGCCCACGAUCCAGAUGGAUCUUCAAGCUCUAUAAGGUUUUCCAUCGAUCGGAACACUGACCUUGAGAGACAAUUCAACAUUAACACCCAAGAUGGAAAGAUAACCUUGGCCACACCGCUGGACAGAGAAACGAGCACAUGGCAUAAUAUAACCAUUGUAGCAAUGGAAGAAAGAAAUCCCAGUCAAAUAUCUCGAGUGCCUGUUGCUAUCAAAGUUCUCGAUGUAAAUGACAACCCUCCUGAAGUUGUGUCCGGGAAUGAAGCCUAUUUAUGCGAAAAUGGAAAAACUGGAAAAGUCAUUCAUACCAUGAGAGUAAUUGACAAAGAUGACCCCAAAAAUGGACACUAUUUUGUUUAUAACCUUCCAUCUGAAAUGGCCAACAACCCUAAUUUUACAAUUAAGGAAAAUGAAGAUAAUACGUUCAACAUUUUGACCAAACGCAACGGAUUCAGCCGGCAAAAACAAGAAGUCUAUUUUUUACCCAUCAUCAUCAGUGACAGUGGGAAUCCUCCAAUGAGUAGCACUAGUACUCUUACCAUCAAGGUCUGUGGCUGCAGCAAUGAAGGCAUUGCCCAGUCCUGCAAUGCUGAAGCUUAUGUUCUCCCUAUUGGUCUCAGCAUGGGUGCUUUAAUAGCAAUUCUGGCCUGCAUCAUUUUGCUUUUAGUCAUUGUGGUGCUUUUUGUAACAUUACGGAGACAUAAGAAUGAGCCUCUGAUUAUCAAAGACGAUGAAGACGUGAGAGAAAACAUCAUCCGAUACGAUGACGAAGGGGGCGGCGAAGAGGACACCGAAGCGUUCGAUAUCGCGACGCUGCAGAACCCAGACGGAAUAAAUGGAUUUUUACCCCGUAAGGAUAUUAAACCUGAUCUUCAAUUUAUGCCCAGGCAGGGCCUGGCACCAGUCCCUAAUGGGGUUGAUGUUGAUGAAUUUAUCAACGUUAGACUCCACGAGGCUGAUAAUGACCCCACAGCUCCUCCGUAUGACUCAAUUCAGAUAUAUGGUUAUGAGGGAAGAGGAUCGGUGGCUGGUUCCUUAAGUUCUUUAGAGUCAUCAACUUCAGACUCAGAUCAGAAUUUUGACUACCUCAGUGAAUGGGGACCCCGUUUUAAAAGACUUGGGGAAUUAUAUUCACUGGGGGAAAGUGACAAAGAAACUUGACAGUGGAUUACAAACGUUCACUUUUUUUUCCCAGUCUUGACUUAAAACUCUCAUGUAAUAUUCUAGGGCCACCACAGUUCAUUAUGACUAAUGUGGCUUUUUGUUUAGGGGCAACUUUAGCACCAGUCAUCUUUUAAAAUCAACUACAUCGUAAUGUUGAACCAAAAAAAAAGUACAUAAAUCAAAAAAUAUAUAUGUUAGGAGGUCCGAGUCUCGUGGAGUGUGGCGUUAAGUAUGUAGAGUGUCUAGAAGUCUUUGGAUAUUCUAUAUUCACAUGACCACUCUGAAGAUGGGGUUUAGAGCUUGAUCGUCUUUGGCAACAGGAACCAGUAAUGCAAUGGAGAAGGUCUUUCCCUUCCUAAUGGACUUCUGUAGGACUUUUUUUUUUGGUAAAGAUUAUCUUCUGAGAGUCCAUUAAGAAUAAAGGAUUUAUCUCCCCACUGUCCACCAAGAUUCCACAAGGAAAAAA